Callithrix jacchus (white-tufted-ear marmoset) is the source of this 2221-nucleotide messenger RNA. Its product is annotated as olfactomedin-4-like. Gene Ontology annotation, biological process: signal transduction. The record is from RefSeq and is a predicted model, not a curated record. NCBI's taxonomy places the organism in Eukaryota, Metazoa, Chordata, Mammalia, Primates, Cebidae.
CUUACUCCAUCCUGUAGUUGAUGCAAGAUGCAGCUUGUUACAGUUCUUCUGACUGCUCUACAGCUACUGUCCCUGGUGCUCCCAGGAGAGCCUCAGAGCCUUGAAGGAAAAUUGGAUUCCAGCAAGGUGAACUGCAGCCACAUUCAGCCAAUGCAUGAGCUGGUGAGAAGUGUGUCAAGCUCUGUGGAUGAAGGAGGCACAUGCCAUUGUGUGGUUCACCUACCCAACAACACCAUCCCCCUGCAGCAGCUGGAACAGCUACAUAAUACAGCUCAGGAGCUCAUUUGCAAGUAUGAGCAGAAGCUAUCCAGAGUCAGUGAGUAUGCACUUGCCAUUGAAGAUCAAGAAAAUGAGGUUCUGGAAAUGAGCCAUAUACUGGAGUUGAGGAAUCCCAGCACCCUUGCUUCUCCCUAUGAGAACCCAGCCUUCAACCUGCUGCGCCUGGAGCUGGAGGGAGCACAGAAGUUGGUGACUCAACUUAAGGCCAAGGGAGGCGUUAGUGUGGCUGGGGACCUCCUUUAUCGACUCCAGAGCCAGGUAACUAAUGCCAGUCUCACACUCAAGCUUCUGGCUGACUCUGACCAGCGCAGCUUUGGUGCUCUCCAAAAGGAGGUGGAUGUCCUUGAGAGUCAACUAAGUGAAUGUGAAAGAGAUAAAGAGAAAGAACAGGGCUCCAGAUACCUUGGACCACCCCUCCCCUGGGCUUCUUGUGCCCAUGGAGACCUCCAGAAAGUUAGCAAACCCCUUGUGGUGCAGCUCAAUUGGAGAGGCUUCUCAUACAAGGCAGGUGCCUGGGGUCGAGACUCUGCAGCCAAUCCAGCCUCUUCCCUUUACUGGGUGGCCCCUCUACGUACAGAUGGCAGGUACUUUGACUACUAUCGGCUGUACAAAUCCUAUAAUGACCUCGUGCUGCUGACAAACUAUGAAGAGAGGAAGAUGGGCUAUGGUGAUGGCAGUGGAAAUGUUGUGUACAAGAACUUUAUGUACUUUAACUACUAUGGCACAAGUGACAUGGCCAAGAUGGACCUUUCCUCCAACACCCUGGUGCUGCGGCAUCCGCUGCCUGGUGCUACCUAUAAUAACCGCUUUUCCUAUGCUGGUGUGCCCUGGAAGGACUUAGAUUUUGCUGGUGAUGAGAAGGGGCUGUGGGUGCUCUAUGCCACUGAAGAGAGCAAGGGCAAUCUUGUUGUGAGUCUUCUCAACACUAGCACCCUAGAAGUGGAGAAAACCUGGCACACCAGCCAGUACAAGCCAGCCCUGUCAGGGGCCUUCAUGGCUUGUGGGGUGCUCUAUGCCUUACACUCACUGAGCACCCGCCAAGAGGAGAUCUUUUAUGCUUUUGACACCGCCACUGGGCAGGAGCACCACGUCAGCAUCCUGUUGGACAAGAUGCUGGAAAAGCUGCAGAGCAUCAACUACUGCCCCUCAGACCACAAGCUGUAUGUCUUCAAUGAUGGUUACCUGAUAAAUUAUGACCUCACCUUCCUGACAAUGAAUAGCAGGCUACCAAGACCAUCAGCCAAGAGGCCCUCUGGGGUUCAUGUUUCACCAAAACCUGUCAAACCUAACAAAGCUUUCAGACCCUGAGACCCCAGGACUGGGCAGAGCAUUGGUAGAUGCAUGUCCUCUUCCUUACCUCCAGGGGGACCACAUCCCAAAUUGGCGAUUGGCCUAAUGUUUGGGAGGCAAUGAUCAUACGUAGUGAGUUCCUUACAUAAUUAAUAUCUCAAUCAGCACAUUAAGGUUCCUUUUAAUAAUGAUCUAGGUGGAUUUGAUAGAGAAAAAGUAAAGUAUUAGCUAACAAAAUGGUACCCUUUCUUUUUCAUGCUUUGGCAUAUUAUAUUCCUUUUGGAGAAUCAUAAAUCCAGCUUCUAGAACUUGAGAGUUCUGUGAUCUAGAAUUGUCAGUCUUGAGUUGAGAACAUCUGAUUCCAGUGCAGAAGCUGCAAGGGAGCUAGUCAUUAGAGUGGGAUAUAAACAUUCCCUUUCUUAUAUCUACCUUCCUGUGAAGUCCCUGGGAAUAAAAGGGGCAAAAUCUUGGUCUGAAAAUCAAUUUUCAUUGUCCCGGAUUGAUCUCACUUUUGAGGGCAAUUGCAAGAAAAUUGCUUUAGGCCUGAGUCUUGCUGUAGUAAGUUAGCAAUUGGCAACACAGCAUGGUAAGGAUCUGACAUGGAUGGUGCUGGGGGUCUAGAUAUUCUCAAUAAAGAAUCAUUGGUUUGGUA